This is a messenger RNA of Zalophus californianus (California sea lion), 1307 nucleotides long. RefSeq names its product proliferating cell nuclear antigen (gene PCNA). The record is from RefSeq and is a predicted model, not a curated record. Gene Ontology annotation, cellular component: PCNA complex. Gene Ontology annotation, molecular function: DNA binding; DNA polymerase processivity factor activity. Lineage: Eukaryota; Metazoa; Chordata; Mammalia; Carnivora; Otariidae. The coding region runs from base 201 to 986 and encodes 261 amino acids. The transcript has 6 exons. Gene Ontology annotation, biological process: mismatch repair; leading strand elongation; translesion synthesis.
CGCGGCGCAGAGGUGGAGAGCGCGCGCUCGUAGACGCGGCGCUAUUAAACGGUUGCAGGCGUCGCGGACUGGUUGUGGUCUUCUGCUUCUCGGACUUUCGGUCCUGCGUUUGUCGGCUCGCUUUUAUACACUGACGCCCAAGCCGGCUACAACUUCUUCCUUAUCUCCGCCUGUAGUUGCGUCGUUGUGACUCUGCCACCAUGUUCGAGGCGCGCCUGGUCCAGGGCUCCAUCCUGAAGAAGGUGCUGGAGGCGCUUAAAGAUCUCAUCAACGAGGCCUGCUGGGACAUAAGCUCGAGCGGCGUAAACCUGCAGAGCAUGGACUCCUCCCACGUCUCCCUGGUGCAGCUCACCCUGCGUUCCGAGGGCUUCGACACGUACCGCUGCGACCGCAACUUGGCCAUGGGUGUGAACCUCACUAGCAUGUCCAAAAUACUGAAAUGUGCUGGCAAUGAAGACAUCAUUACACUAAGGGCUGAAGAUAAUGCGGACACACUGGCGCUAGUAUUUGAAGCUCCAAAUCAAGAAAAGGUUUCAGACUACGAAAUGAAGUUAAUGGAUUUAGAUGUUGAACAACUUGGAAUUCCAGAACAAGAGUAUAGCUGUGUAGUAAAGAUGCCUUCUGGCGAAUUUGCACGUAUAUGCCGAGAUCUCAGUCAUAUUGGAGAUGCUGUUGUAAUUUCCUGUGCAAAAGACGGAGUGAAAUUUUCUGCAAGUGGAGAACUAGGAAAUGGAAAUAUUAAGUUGUCACAAACAAGUAAUGUCGAUAAGGAGGAGGAAGCUGUUACCAUAGAGAUGAAUGAGCCAGUUCAGCUAACUUUUGCACUGAGAUACCUGAACUUCUUUACAAAAGCCACUCCGCUCUCUCCUACAGUAACACUCAGUAUGUCUGCAGAUGUACCCCUUGUUGUAGAGUAUAAAAUUGCUGACAUGGGACAUUUAAAGUACUACUUGGCUCCCAAGAUCGAGGAUGAAGAAGGAUCUUAGGUAUUCUUAAAAUCCAAGAAAAGAAAGUUAAGCUCUUUAAGAACUGCUUCUGAGAUGCCAGCAUGUACUUGAGUCUGUCACCAAAUUUGUACCUCUGAAUACAUAUGUAGAUAUCUUCUGUAAAUAACCUAUUUUUUCCUUCAUUCUUUACAAUUUGUUUAAAGAAUAAAGUCCAAAGUCAAAUCUGGUCUUGUUAACCUAGGAAUAUUUCUGCCUUGCCCAAAAAGUUGUGAUUUUCAUAACAAAAGGGUUUUGACUCUUAAAUACAGUUUUAAGAAUUUUUUUCAAUUUAAAUAAAAGUUAUUUGAAUUGCAAACAUCA